This is a messenger RNA of Entrophospora sp. SA101, 294 nucleotides long. Lineage: Eukaryota; Fungi; Glomeromycota; Glomeromycetes; Entrophosporales; Entrophosporaceae. The record is from the annotation of a GenBank genome assembly.
CCAAUUGAACAUUUGAGAUCUAAUGUCAAUGCUAGUGCCAAUUCUACAGAAAUUAUUCCCAAGACUAUUAUUAAUCACAUUCAAGUUACUGACACUAGCAUUAAACCUGUCAUCAAUGCUCCUUCUACCGUACCUGACACUAUUACAUCUACAUCUGCAAAAAAAUCAAUGAGAAUUAGAAGGAGAAUUGCAGCUACAACAAAUGCAAAGCAAAAAAUAAAAUCCUCAAGAAAAUCUAAAAAAUCUAUUGGUUUAUUUUCAAAAAUUAAAGGAUUUUUUGGAUUAUCAAAUUGA